CCAUUUCCGUGUGUACUUCAUGGACACCACCGAGCUCCUGGAGAACAGCUACGUCUUGGCCAUCCUGCUCUUCCUGGCGCUCGUCCUGCAGAGAACCUUCCUGCAGGCGUCCUACUACGUCACCAUCGAGACGGGCAUCAACCUGAGGGGCGCGCUGCUGGCAAUGAUCUACAACAAAAUCCUGCGACUGUCCACCUCCAACAUGUCGAUGGGGGAGAUGACUCUGGGGCAGAUAAACAACCUGGUCGCCAUAGAAACCAACCAGCUGAUGUGGUUCCUCUUCCUCUGCCCCAACCUCUGGGCCAUGCCUGUUCAGAUUGUGAUGGGAGUGAUUCUGCUCUACAACUUCCUGAGCUGGAGCGCCUUAGUUGGGGCGUCGGUCAUAGUUCUGCUGGCGCCGGUUCAGUACCUCAUCGCCACAAAGCUGGCAGAAACACAGAAGAGCGCCCUGGAACACUCCACAGACCGUCUGAAACAGACGACGGAGAUCCUGAAGGGCAUUAAGCUGCUGAAGCUCUACGCCUGGGAGGACAUCUUCUGCGACAGCGUGGAGCAAACCAGAGGCAAAGAGCUGACCAGCCUCCGGACGUUUGCUUUCUACACCUCCAUGUCCAUUUUCAUGAACGCUGCUAUUCCCAUUGCUGCCGUUCUUGCUACGUUUGGGGUUCAUCACUUCCUCACCAGCAGCAUUCCCAGUCCCUCUCAAGCCUUCGCAGCGCUGGCGCUUUUCCACAUCCUGGUCACGCCGCUCUUCCUGCUCUCCACUGUGGUCAGAUUUGCGGUGAAGGCUCUGGUCAGUGUCCAGAAGCUUGGUGAGUUUCUCCAGAGUGAUGAAAUCGGGGACGACAGCUGGAGAAAUGGAGAUAUAUCAGUUUCCCUGGACGUAGGGAAGAAACACCUGGGGAUGACCAAAGCCAUCAACAGGAAGCAGCCGAUGCGCUACCAGAUGGACAACUACGAGCAGCCGAGCCGGCGGGCGAUGAGGCCCAUCGAGACGGAGGAUGUGGCCGUAAAGGUGAGCAGCGGCUCCUUCACCUGGGGAAACAACCAGCUGACGCUGUCAGACAUCAGCAUACGCAUCCCCACAGGUCAGUUAACGAUGAUCGUGGGUCAGGUGGGAUGUGGGAAAUCCUCCCUGCUGCUGGCCAUGCUGGGUGAGAUGCAAGCAAUCGAUGGAAGAGUUUUCUGGAGCAAGCUGCCUGAUUGUGAGAUGGCCCACGAAGGGAAUAUCAGUUGGUCAGAGACCGAGGACUCUGAGGAGGACGUGGGGAGCAAGAACAGGAACUCUGUAGCCUACGCCGCCCAGAAGUCCUGGCUGCUUAACGCCACGGUGGAGGAAAACAUCACCUUUGGCAGUCCCUUCAACAAGCAACGGUACAAAGCUGUGAUCGACGCCUGCUCCCUUCAGCCGGACAUCGACCUGCUGCCGUUUGGAGACCAGACCGAGAUUGGCGAGAGGGGCAUCAACCUGAGUGGGGGGCAGAGGCAGAGAAUCUGUGUGGCCAGGGCUUUGUACCAAAACACCAACAUCGUCUUCCUGGACGACCCGUUUUCAGCGCUGGACAUCCACCUGAGCGAUCACCUGAUGCAGGAGGGAAUCCUGAAGUUUCUGCAGGACGAUAAGCGAACCGUGGUCCUCGUCACCCACAAGCUGCAGUACCUCAUUCACGCAGACUGGAUCAUAGCGAUGAAGGACGGCUCGGUCCUCAGAGAGGGAACCCUGAAGGACAUUCAGACUCACGACACGGAGCUUUACGAUCACUGGAAAACGCUGAUGAACAGGCAGGACCAGGAGCUGGAGAAGGACAUUCAGCAGGACAGUCAGACGACUCUGGAGAGGAAGACGCUGCGCAGAGCGUUCUACUCCAGGGAACCGAAGAACCAGAUGGACGAUGAGGACGAAGAGGAGGAAGAGGAGGAAGAAGACGACGAUAAUUUCUCCACCACAACCAGCAGACGGUCCAAGAUCCCGUGGAAGAUGUGCGGCUGCUACCUCUCCUCUGGAGGCUUCUUCAUGGUCUUCCUCAUGGUUUCCUCCAAGCUGCUCAAGCACUCGGUCAUCGUUGCCAUUGACUACUGCCUGGCUCUCUGGACUUCCACCAAUAAGACGAAAGCAAGCCUUCAGACCACCGCAGCCAAUCAGACGCCAGCAUUCCUGCAGAACUGGACCGCAGCCAAUCAGACGCCAGCGUUCCUGCAGAACUGGACCGACUCCUUAAACUCCACCGAUGUUUCUCCUCAGCAGAACGUGUACUACCUGCACGUGUUCUUCGUCCUCUGUGCGGCGGGGAUCACCUUGUGCCUCAUCACCUCCCUCUCUGUGGAGUUUCUGGGUCUUUCUGCUGCCACCAACCUGCAUCACAACCUGCUCAAUAAGAUCAUCCACGCCCCCAUCAGGUUUUUUGACGUCACUCCUUUGGGGCAGAUCCUCAACAGGUUUUCUGCUGACACCAACAUCAUCGACCAGCACAUUCCUCCGACCCUGGAGUCUUUGACGCGGUCGACCCUGCUCUGCCUGUCCGCCAUCGGGGUCAUGGCUUCCAUCACUCCCAUUUUCCUCGUACCCUUGGUUCCCCUCGCCGUCGCCUUCUACUUCAUUCAGAAGUAUUUCAGAGUCGCCUCCAAGGACCUGCAGGACCUGGACGACUCCACCCAGCUGCCUCUGCUCUGCCACUUCUCUGAGACCGCCGAAGGCCUCACCACCAUCAGAGCUUUCAGACACGAGGCGAGGUUCAAGCAGCGCAUGUUGGAGCUGACGGACACCAACAACACCGCCUACCUGUUUCUGUCUGCUGCCAACCGCUGGCUGGAGGUCCGAACGGACUACCUGGGCGCUGUGAUCGUCCUGACGGUGGCCGUCGCCUCCAUCUGGACCUGUCGGGACGACGCCAAAGGCCUGGUGGGCCUCGGCCUGACCUACGCCCUCACGAUCACCAACUACCUGAACUGGGUCGUGAGGAACUUGGCCGACUUGGAGGUCCAGAUGGCAGCGGUGAAGAAGGUCAACAGCUUCCUGGGCACGGAGUCCGAGAACUACGAGGGAUCGAUGGACGCCUCUCAGGUCCCUGAGAACUGGCCUCACGACGGCGAGAUAAAGAUCCACGACCUGUGUGUGCGCUACGACCCCAUGCUCAAGCCCGUGCUGAAGCACGUCAACGCCUACAUCAAGCCGGGCCAGAAGGUGGGAAUCUGCGGCCGCACCGGCAGCGGGAAGUCCUCUCUGUCGCUCGCCUUUUUCAACAUGGUGGAUAUUUUUGAAGGGCGGAUCGUCAUCGACGGGAUCGACAUCUGUAAGCUUCCCCUGCAGACGCUCCGGUCUCGACUCUCCAUCAUCCUGCAGGAUCCGGUUCUGUUCAGCGGCUCCAUAAGGUUUAAUCUGGAUCCAGAGCGCACGUGCACUGACGACCGCCUGUGGGAGGCGCUAGAGAUCGCUCAGCUGAAGAACCUGGUCAAAUCGCUUCCUGGAGGACUCGAUGCCGUGGUGACAGAAGGAGGGGAAAACUUCAGCGUCGGGCAGCGGCAGCUCUUCUGUCUGGCCAGAGCCUUCGUCAGGAAGAGCAGCAUCCUCAUCAUGGACGAAGCCACGGCGUCCAUCGACAUGGCGACGGAAAACAUCCUGCAGAAAGUCGUGAUGACGGCGUUCGCAGACAGAACCGUCGUUACGAUCGCACACCGUGUCCACACCAUCCUAACCGCUGACCUGGUCAUUGUGAUGAAGCGAGGAAACAUCCUGGAGUACGACACACCGAACACUUUGCUGGAGCAGGAAGACGGGAUGUUCGCUUCCUUCGUCAAAGCCGACAUGUAGACUCCAACAGCCGACGGAUCGGUUUGAUCCUCGACUCUUCGGUUCAAACUCCUUUUUGCAACGAGGACACACAGAAACAUCACGUCUACACCGACGACGCAGCAGGAAGCUGUGGACAAGCUGAAACCUGUCGUGUUAAUCCAGUUAAUCUCAUCUUGGAUCAGCACCAUGCUCACAAUCUGUAGGAAAAGUCUCACAUUGAACACAGACGUCUCGUUACUUCAGUUAGUUUUAUACGUCAUCUCUAAAGGUUUUGGGGUUUUCAGUAAAACCUCAGUUAUCAGGAGUUUGUUAGUAAUUAGAUCUACUAGAUGAAUAAAGAGGUAGAAUAAAUUCAAACCCCAAAUUACCGUAAAGUCUAGAUAAUUUAGCCUAAAUCUUAGUUGUGCAUUUUCUACAAAAAAAUAAUAAUUUAUACACAAAAAAUGUGAUUAAACCUGAAAGUGGAGAAUUAAAAUAAAAUUACUACGUUAAAAGCUGUGGUUCCUUGUGUGGUAAUAAGUUUGUCCAACAUUAGUAGCGGGUGGGCAGUGCUAACUAAAAAGCUAGCUGUGCUAACCCUAAACCACUAAUCAUAAACAUUAGCUCUGCUAACGCUAAGCAGCUACACCAGCCGGGUAUUUAAUGCUAAUGCUAACCGACUGUGUGUCAAUAACAUGAGCUACAUCGUAGAAUAGCGCCCUCAACUGGAUCAAGUUUGUCAUUACACACUUCUGUUUACGCUACAGGAAAAGAUUUGAAACAAACGUCUCACUCAUGCUUUCAGUUUUAUGGUUGCUAUGCUAACUCUGCUGCAUAGGCUAAAGAGUUUCCCCCACUUCAAAGUCGUUAGCCAAACAGUCAGCAAUUAAAACUUCACUCACAUGUGGAGCUUUAUUUUAAUUAGCUCCACGAUUAGCCGGGACACUCCGGCUAAUUGGCUUCUCCAAUCUAGAAUGUUGUCCAUAUUUCUCUAUGAAUUCUUCUUAUUCUUGGUUUAACGACCAAUAAAAAUGCCUCCCAAUAUGUCCAAGAUUAAGACUGACAUGCGGUUAAUUACAUUUAUUUUGUUUUAUUUCUUGUUUUCAGCAGAUUCUACAAAAAACAAAGGUUGAAUUACUCCAGAUAGAAUCCAAGAUUUAUCGUCUUUGAACUGCAAACACACUCAGGAAGACGUGCGUUAAUCCGCCACGUUAAAUAGUCCCAGAUGAGCUCAGUGUUUCUUUUAAGGUUUUAAAACCUGCUGUCACUGGAUUUUGUGCCUCUUGGAUUUUUAAACAUUUAGUGAAAUUUACCCUGAUUUUGGUGAUCCCGGACGAGCCCCCACUUGUUUUACCUCUUUGUCUUGCUGAGUUUGUGCUUUUAGGACCUUUUGUGACGUCAUUCUUUUUAAACUGUUUAACUUUUACAUCUUGCAACACUUUUACACUUUUAUCAGUUUUUACACAGAUGCUAAGCAAUAAUAACGCAGAAGGUUUGAAUGUUGGCUGGUGUUUAGUGCUUCAUGCUGUUUUUCUCACUGUGAAGGAAGUUUUUAUUUUGUUUUACUCUCAUGUUUGUUGUAAGGUUCUGCCGCAGAAAUACGACUGACCUGGUUCCUCGUGAGGAGGAAGAGGAUGAAGCCUGAGCAGCAGAUUGUUAAAUGUUUGGUUUCACUGUCUGUUAGUGACUCAGGACCAGAAACUGUUUUCAAACAAAAAAGGUUGAUAAUUACCUGAAAAUAUUCCCUCUAAUCUUCUCAGUUUGUCAUGAUUACUUACCAUGAAGCAGUUUUUGAUAUGGGCAGUUGUCCAGGGCGGCAUCAGGAAGGGGAGGACAUGAGCACAAUAUAAGAAAGUUGGUACUUUAACAUGUUAACUUUAAUUAAUUACAAAGACUGGGUAAAAAUUUUAACACAAAUAAUCGUUUGUUGUUCUUUUUU
Molecule: messenger RNA, 5708 nt
Organism: Poecilia reticulata (guppy)
Lineage: Eukaryota; Metazoa; Chordata; Actinopteri; Cyprinodontiformes; Poeciliidae
Source: RefSeq, a predicted model, not a curated record